Molecule: messenger RNA, 1458 nt
Organism: Aureobasidium pullulans EXF-150
Lineage: Eukaryota; Fungi; Ascomycota; Dothideomycetes; Dothideales; Saccotheciaceae
Exons: 1
Source: RefSeq, a predicted model, not a curated record
CAUCCAAUCGAACUUUUGCACCUGGAAGGGAGACGCCAAUACAACGAUAUGGUAUCCCGUCAGUCCAAGACAGUGGAAGAAGCCAUCACUGAAUAUCAUCGUCGGUAUUUUCGGGCUCCGCCAACGGGAUUCGAUAGUUGGGCACAAUUGGCUUUGGACAAUGAUAUGUUACUUAUUGACGAGUUUGAUGGUAUGACCAAGGCUUUUGAGCCAUACCAACAGGUCGAUCCCACCGUGCUAGCCAAGAUACUGGAGCGCGUACUCGACAUGGAUCUCGACGAUCUUGUCAUUGUAAAGAUCGAGAAUUCUAAAAUCACUUCUAAUAGUGACAAGUUUUGGAACUACCAUGGAGAGUACCUACACGACUGGCUCGCAAAACCUCUCUACAAAGAGCUUUUGCCCAAUCUCACCAUCAUACUCAACACUUUUGACGAACCAAAAGUGGUGAUUGAUUCCAAAUACGCACAACCAACAUUGGAUCAAGCUUCGAAUAUUCAAUUUACCAAUUUCGGAAAGACUCAUCCAUGGUCUAGGAUGACGCUCAAUUGUCCUGGUGCCUCACCAGUAUCAGAGGUAGCAGAACAUAUCGCUGUGGAAUUUGUCGCAGAUCUGACGCAGACCCAAGAUAUCUGCCAGCAUCGCGAAUACGAGAAAUUGCACGGUUUCUUCAACACGCCGGGAAACCUGAAUUUGGUAGACCUACCUGUGCCACUGUUUUCUCAGGCCAGACCGUCGACCUUCCAUGAUCUCAUGUAUCCCAGCCCGUACUAUGAAGCGCACAGAGACGACUACAAUGAAGAGAAGGGGUUUUCAUGGGAUCAAAAGCGCACGAGCUUGUAUUGGCGCGGUUCGACCACUGGCGGUUACAAUACGAUCGAAAAUUGGCAAGAGAUGCACAGGCAGCGCCUUGUUCUCUCAACCAUACCGCAGAAUGGACCCUACAACGUCACUUUGCUCGAGCGAAAGACUUCCAGGAGCUCGUGGAACCCAUACCGCACGAUUUCUACGCCAAAAUUGCAAGGUUUAUUCGAAACCAGUAUCAGUGAAGUCGUCCAGUGCGAUGAGGAAGCCUGCGAUGAACUAAAGGCCGCGCUACCGCCGGAGGGGUCACAGCCUGACUCGGCAUCAUACCAUCACAAGUAUGUGCUCGACAUGGACGGUAACGGAUUCUCCGGUCGCUACUACCGUAUCUUGAGAUCCAGAUCGGCAGUCAUCAAGCAAACAUUGCUCAAAGAAUGGCAUGACGACUGGCUAGUCCCUUGGUAUCACUUCAUACCACUCUCAAUGCAAGGCAGUGAGGUCUGGGAGAUGAUGAGGUUUUUCAGCACUGAUGAGGGUGAUGAGAUCGGCGCUGCCAUCGCGGAAAGCUCGAGCAGAUGGACGGAAACAAAUCUUCGCAAGGUGGAUAUCGAGCUCGUCACUCUUCGCUUGAUACUGGAGUAUGGGGCUCUGUUUGAC